CACGAGUAGAACUUGAACUUACUUCAACAGAGUCAGACCGACUUCAACAACAGCGACGACUCGUGGCUCUCUUCCAACUUCAUAAACAGAUCGAAAUUGAACUGUCAUGGAGCCUACAAAUCUUUCCAAAGUGGACGAGGAGAGGGCCCGCCAGAUGAAGCGUGCAAAGCUCAAGGAACUUAACCUGGGUCUAGAUAGCCAAGAAUCUUCAAAGCUAGACUCGUCACUCAAGAGGCAUACCGCUCUUAUCAAACGAAUGCGCCAGUCUAUUGGAACCGAGAACCAUGAUCAUAUUCUCAAAGACAUCGAUUCUCUAUCUCUAGAGAAGUACGUGGACGAAAUAGCAGGCGCUGCUGUGGAGGGAAUCGGAAGAUGUAAAAGUGAAAAGGACGUGUGGAGCGCUGUAGAGAUUAUAUCUUCAUUACAUCGACGUUUCUCAACCAGUUUCACUCCGGUCCUCAUAAGCUCCCUAUCUGCUGUCCUUAGCCCACCCUCCCGCUCCCAGUUGGCGGCUUUGCCACAAGAACAGCGUGAAAAAGAGGAUGCAACCCGUGUUGCGCGCCAACGGCCUGUCCUUCGAGUGUGUUCUGAAUUAGCAUUAGUCGGAAUCAUCAGAGACGCACCUAGUAGAAGUGGCGGAGAAUGGGUUAUGAAAGUCCUGAAGGAACUGUUGUCGAAUGACCCUUCCUUGUCAUCGCUACCCUUAUUGUCCACUUUUCUCAAGUCAUAUUCUCGUCCUUUUCUCGGUCUGGUGCCUCCGCAAGCCAAACAAAUCCCAGUGAAUGCGGAGCCAGGCACCUUGUCAGCUGCCUCUACAAACGAUGUUCAAGCAUCAUUCCCCCCUAUAAUUAAAGAAGAAGAAGAAUUGAUUGAGCAAGACUUAAGGGAUCGCAUAAAGCGCAUGUGCGAGGGCUAUUUUGAAAUUGUCUGUAAGAAGCUUGUAAUUGAACAUAAGCGCUUGCAAGAACAAGAUCGAAGGAACCAUGAAGCAUACAUUCGCUCUGGCGAGAUAUUUGAAGAUAGACAACAAGCAUAUGAGAAGAUGACGAAAGGAUACGAGAAAUUGCUUGCGAGCUGUCAAACGCUUUCUGAACUGUUGUACCAACCUCUUCCUUCUCUUCCAACCAUCUCUCAGAAGUCGGAUUCCAUUCAGAUCGGAACAAGUAAUGGUAUGGGCUUAGGUGACGAAUCAGAAGAUGUUUUGAUGGUUUCUGGUGGGAAAUGGGAGGAUGAAGAGGAGCGGAGAUUCUUUGAAGACAUCCAAGAUUUGAAGGAUUUCGUACCUAAAAGUGUUUUGGGUAUUGACUCUGAGGAAGUAGGUGAUAAAGAUGUCGAUGAAGAAAAAGAGAGGAUAGAAAAAGAAAAGGUCGAGGUAGAAGUGAAAAAGCUAGAAGAGGAGUUGGAGGGGCUCAAGCUGAAUGGUCAGAAUGGAGACACAAGCAUAUCGAGACCAGAAGAAAUACCUGAAGAUGAUGAGCAGAAUGCAGGGACUGCGACGCCUACAUCUCCCAAGCCUUCAAGCCCACCUUUAUCGCCACAACUAGCUCUUCAGGGGUCUGCCCAGCUUCUGACAGCUUUGCUUACCCGUCUUCCGGAUACCACCAAUCGGGCAUUGGUUGAUCAAGCCGCAAUUGACUUUGCCUUUCUCAACACUAAGGCAGCAAGGAAGAGAUUAGUCAAGUUUUUGGCAUCCGUUCAGAAGAAUCGCACAGAUUUGCUACCGCAUUACUCGAGAUUUGUGGCAACAUUGAAUAAAUAUAUGCCAGAUAUUGGCACAGAGCUCGUCGGUUUGCUUGACGAAGAAUUUCGAUAUUUGCAAAGGAAGAAGAACGUGGUGAAAGAACUUGCAGAAGUUAGGAACAAAAAUAUAACUUAUUUGUCAAAUCUCACGAAAUUUCGUGUCGUGCCUUCCCACCUUAUAUUGCACAUCUUCAAAGUCUGCCUGGAUGACUUUUCAGGUACAAAUGUUGACAAUAUCGCGCUGUUACUCGAAGGUUGUGGUCGGUUUUUGUUGAGAAGCGAAGAGACACGAGAAAGGUUUGCGACUAUGUUGGAGCUCAUGAGACGUAAACAAAGCAUGCAGCAUUUUGAUCAGAGACAGAUUCUUUUGCUCGAGAAUGCCUAUUACCAGUGCAACCCCCCUGAACGAGCCCCUCGCCAGGAAAAAGAACGAAUGCCGCUUGAGCUUUUCAUUCGUCAUCUCAUCUAUGACGUUCUUACUAAGAAGACAAUCGACAAAGUCCUGAAACUCAUUCGGAAGCUAGACUGGGAAGACCAAACGAUCCGUCGCACGCUACAUAAAGUGUUCACGAAACCCUGGAAGAUCAAGUACAGCAACGUCAGUCUGCUUGCAAUGUUGACGUACGAUCUGCAACGCUAUCACCCCUCGUUUGCGAUCGCCGUCGUAGAUCAAGUCCUUGAGGAUAUCCGUAGAGGCCUCGAGCAAAAUGUAUACAGUACAAACCAGCGUCGAUUGGCUACCAUGAAAUACUUGGGAGAGCUGUAUAUAUAUCGCCUCAUUGGCUCAAGCCUCGUCUUUGACACUCUUUGGUCCCUAGUGACCUUUGGACAUGCCGAUGGUCGUCCACUACCUCAUCAGCCUUCUCCGUUGGACAUGCCGGACGAUUUCUUUAGAAUUCGGCUUGUCUGUGUGUUGCUCGACACGGUUGGCAUGUGCUUCGACCGCGGGACCCAAAAAAGGAAGCUAGAUGGAUUUUUAACCUUUUUCCAAUAUUAUGUGCUUUGUAAAGAGGAAAUCCCUAUGGAUGUGGACUUUAUGCUAUCCGAUUCGAUGGAGGCUGUUCGACCAAAGUUGGCGUCAUUCAAGACUAUCGAGGAUGCUGCCACUGCUGUCGAUGAAAUGUUCAGUCAGGCUAUGCAAAAUGCUGGCUUGGCACCAGGAGAAGAUAGCGGCGAAGACAGCGAGGAUGAAAACGGACGACCUCAAGGGCAGGAUGAUGAUGAAGAAGACACCGCUCAAGAGUCCUCGAACGAAGACCGUGCUCCGUCACCUGAGCCAGUCAUCGUUCUCUCUAACCAGGAGAAUCUUGGCCCAUCAGAGGAGGCAGAUGCGGAGUUUGCAAAGGAGCUCGCUAAAAUGGUUACAGACUCCUCAACUGAAUCAAGAAAGGUUGACAAGAAGACUGCUUUGUCAUUGUGGGAAUCCGCUGUUUUACCUCCCGGUGCACGCAAGAAGCGCGCGGAGGAUGACACCGACGGAGAUGCGGAUGCGGAUGGGACCGAGGGUCAACCUGUCAUGAAUUUCACGAUCAUCACGAAACGGGGCAACAAACAGCAGGCUCGUCAACUUCGAAUUCCAGCCGAAUCUGCUCUUGCUGUUCAUACACGUUCUGCUCAGCUGCAAGACAAAGUAGAGCAGCAGCAUCUCAAGCGCCUUGUUUUGAAUUAUGAGCAACGAGAAGAAGCCGAGGAACUAAAAGCUCUGGAAACUCGGAAUCGGGCAGGGGCUAUCAAGAUUCGCUAUGUUGGCUGACCGAAAAGUUUUUAUUUGCGACCUGCAUCAAUCACGCGAUAACUUGAGCCAAAUCGCGCCGUCAUCUUGGAUGGUGCUGACCCAACAUGGGCGCUAUGUCUGCCUCUACGGCCGACUUGGUAUACAUGCCGAUUGCUAUAGUCGAUAGUCGGCGUAAGUAUUUCCUCGAGCGUCAUAUAUCGACCUCGGGUUGUUGCUGAUACAUCCAGGCGGAUACUCAAUUACUAGGAGAAGCCCAUUCUGUAUAUGUUCCAAUGCCUUGCCUGUCUUGUUUGCACUGAAAUGUCCUGCUGCAUUACAUAGCUCAUUAAAUCCAUCCUAUAAACCAAUUUAGAG
Messenger RNA from Serpula lacrymans var. lacrymans S7.9, 3829 nucleotides. RefSeq lists its product as uncharacterized. Gene Ontology annotation, cellular component: exon-exon junction complex; cytoplasm. NCBI's taxonomy places the organism in Eukaryota, Fungi, Basidiomycota, Agaricomycetes, Boletales, Serpulaceae. The record is from RefSeq and is a predicted model, not a curated record. Gene Ontology annotation, molecular function: RNA binding; protein binding. Gene Ontology annotation, biological process: nuclear-transcribed mRNA catabolic process, nonsense-mediated decay. The coding region runs from base 107 to 3493 and encodes 1128 amino acids. The transcript has 19 exons.